This is a messenger RNA of Alternaria burnsii, 903 nucleotides long. RefSeq lists its product as uncharacterized. The transcript has 2 exons. Lineage: Eukaryota; Fungi; Ascomycota; Dothideomycetes; Pleosporales; Pleosporaceae. Bases 1 to 903 code for a protein of 300 amino acids. The record is from RefSeq and is a predicted model, not a curated record.
AUGUUUUUCUCCAAAGCCAAACUUAGCUCCUCCCAAUAUGCCCCCCUGGCGAUAGACCCUGACGGUGAGGAGACUAUCAGAAGUCCCGAGAAGCGGUCCAUCUCUGAGGAUGACGAUUCUUCCCUUUCCCUGAUUGCAUCAAACAACCUGCCUACCCUUGCACCAUCCAAACUCUUCCAGCUACCCAAAAUCGUCGUUUAUCUCUCCUUCGCCCUGGCACUGCUAUCAGCAGCAAAUGUCGCUCUCCUCAACGUCACUCUAGCAGAAUAUCAAGCCUACCCGUUCUCUGACUCUGAGCUUGAGGCGCUUCCUCUCGGCGAUGCCAGACUAGGACUAAACAGAGCAGCGGGCAUGCUUGCCCCUUCCCAUAUAUAUCAAUACUCUUGGGCAGAUAGAAUUGCACGAGUGAGCCGAAAGUUGAAGAGUACUGUGUGGGGCCAGGGGGUACAGGUGUAUGUCACGGUUGAGGACUCGACGAUAAUGCGCUUUCCGAUCCCCUCCCCUGGCACCAAUGCUUGUGCAGUUACCUGGAGUCCGCCUCUUGAGUUUUCUGCGCGUACUUGGAACUUCACAACGAAAGGGGAUAUCACGGAGAUGGAGAUCUGGCAGCUGAUCGCGCCCUCCCCCGCCUCCGCCGUCAUCCCCUCUGGUAUGGAUGAGCUCGACUAUGAUACCCUGUCAUACUCGACCCUUCCUGUGCGCGGAGAGCUUCUCGGGGUAUUAGAUCUCACGGUCAAGCUGAAUAGCACAACAUUGGAGUUCGCCUGCCCUAGCGAGGCACAGAAUCUGAUCGUGGAGAUGAGGUGUCAGCGGGUGGCGUGUCAUUUAAGUUAUAAUCAGCUUGACGUGGCCUCGGGUUUCGGGUUUGGUCUGGCAAGGAGGCAGGAUCGAGCGGAAGUAUAG